This is a messenger RNA of Sphaeroforma arctica JP610, 573 nucleotides long. RefSeq lists its product as hypothetical. The record is from RefSeq and is a predicted model, not a curated record. Bases 1 to 573 code for a protein of 190 amino acids. Lineage: Eukaryota; Ichthyosporea; Ichthyophonida. The transcript is spliced from 3 exons.
AUGCUUUACGAACAAAAUAAUGGGAAGUUGAUAUCUGAAGUAAGAAUCAACGGGGUCACCCCUUUCCUCACAGUAAGUCUGAGUAAGGGACAGCGCAAAAGAAAUGGACGUUGUGCACCUUUCGUCAGCCCUGAUGAUACUCGACUGGACGAUGCCGAAGAAAUAGCUAACUGGCUGCAGCACGACUGGUAUGCAAAUGCAGUGCAUAGCCACCCGCAGGCAACCCAAAACAACUUUAUCAUUGAUGAUGAUGACGAUGAUGAUGAGGAUUUAGACGAUGCCGCUGAGGUUUCAGAACUAAAUUUAAUGUUGGGUUCACUUUUGGGUGUUAAUACGGAAGCUGCAAUGAAUACGGAUUUUGGCGAUCAAAAUGAAGACGAUGAUCCAAGCGGAACGCCAUCAACAGCGGACAACUCAGCCAAUGAGAGAUCUACAACAACGGCAACAAUAUUAGCAAUUCCAAACACUCAGAAAAAGAAAGUCAGAAGAAAUGUAGUUCCUGAUGGGCUUACCCCAGAGACUUUCUUUACAUUUGCCCAUACGAUACGCGGACUGGAUGAGUGUAUUAGAUAA